GUGAUAUAGCCCAUUCUUCCAAGAUGGCGGCACAUGUAAACAAUCAUUCGUCCGUUGCGUCGUUGCUUAGCUGGUCUUUGCGGUCAUUGGUGGCUAACUUCAGUUGCCAUGCCAACCACGUCCACAGCCUCCCCCCUAACAUCAAGGACAAGCUGGUCCAUCUCAUGAGUAAGAGGGGUGUCAUCAGGGAUGACAACAUCGGCAAGGUGGUUCACCAGAAGAUGCGAGAGUUGGACCUGAGCGAGAGCGAGGUCAGUGACCUCAGUCUGGAGCAGCUGUCCGUGUGCCGGAACCUCCGCAAGAUCGACCUGAACGCCGUGAAGGGGAACACCACAACGGUCACAACUGCAGGAAUCCUGUCGUUGGUACGGUCCUGUCACCUGUUACAGGUGGUUCACCUGCGCAGGUGUAUCGAGGUCACGGACGGCGCCAUCGUGGCUCUGUCAGAGAACUGUCAUCAGCUGAUGUGCCUGAACAUCGGAGGCUGCGCCAAGAUCACGGACCGGUCGUUAGAGGCACUGGGACAAAACUCCAGGAUGCUCAGAAGUAUCAACUUUGGACAUACUAAGGUAACUGAUGAUGGUGUCAUCAGCUUGGCUACGGGAAAAUGCAGACAGUGUCUGACGGAAGUCCACAUGGAUGGUUGCCAGCUGCUGACAGAUGAUGCAGUAGAGGUUAUUAUGGAGAGCUGUCCUCGCAUCUCCAUCCUCAUCUUCCACAGCUGCCCUAAAAUCACUGACCGUUCCAGAGUGGCCCUGGAAGAGUUGAGCGGCCCCAACUCCAAAAUGAAGCAAGUCACCUGGACCAUCUACUAAAGCAUGAAGCUUGUAAAGAGAUACCAAACAAUAGUCAGAUUUGGAAAGUGUAUGUAUAUAACACUAGUUCAUCUUUAUCCACGGGGUGACCUUUAUCCGUUGUCUUUAAAAACAGCACAUUUCGGAGUAAUAAGCCUGCGGACUGUGGUUCCAAAUUUGCAAUAUAUUCAAACUGUUCCGAUUUGAAAUCAUCAUAUCCCUAAAUAGGUUUUUUUUCCAAACAACGGAUUUAGGUCACCCUCGGAUUAAGGUGAACCAGCAUUACCAGGUUUGGAGAAGUUCAUCAGCCGGAAUGACCUGGGCAAGUGAAAGUGCUGAACGUGCAAGCACAUGUCCUACCCCACUUGCUCGAUUUUCCAUGAGUGAGAUUUUGCUUUGGUCAACAUAGAAAUAUAGAGCCAAUGAUAAAAGACUUCCUUUGCUGCAAGUGAAAAUACAUUAGAAAAAUGCCCUUCAAAUUUGGGGCACUUGAAAAGUUGGUUUUGGCAUGUACUUGUCUGAUGUAGGAGAAGUGAAUUUCUGAAAACUUGUCCAACGCUGUUUACAUGUAAGCCAUGCUGUUCAUGUGUGCCAAUGUGUUUGCGGUUUCCUUCCAGCACAUUUCAUUUGUAAAUUGCGUUUUUGAGCAGUGGUUGAAGACUACAAUAAUAUUAUGUUUGGAAGCUUUUGAAGAGAAUUUGUACAAUGUAAAGAAAGCUAAAGGUAUAGAGAAAGGCUUCUACAUUUGCGUAUAUUCUAUGAUGAUAAGAGGCGUCAUAAGUGAAGUGUACAAUUUUCAGAAGUCUUUUAUUUUUCUAUACAUUGUAAUUGCAGAGAGUACUUUGUAAUUCUUUUACAUUGUAUGUCAUAGAUAUAUUGCAGAGUUUAUUCAAUUGUAACUUACUGGUAUUGUUAUAUUAGAAAUUCUUAGAGACACAUUCUUGCCAUGAACUAUCAUAUAUUUGUUGCUUCUAACAGUUUGCAGUAACUGUUGAAUUCUUGAUCUUGGUCACGCUUACAACAAGAAUUGUGACAUUGUUAUGUACAAUAAAACACUAACUCACUGACACUUCUAUCAAAUGAUAUCUAAUUGCUUAGUUGCACAAAUGGCUCAAACACACUACAUGAAAAAAAAUAUGGCUCACAGCAUGCACAACAUUUUUGAUUUGCAACAAUACUCUUCCUGUUGUAAGAUCAGAUGAACUUAAGAGCGAUAUAUUGGACAUAAUCAAAAAUUAUGGACAUUCUUUAAAGUAACUGUCCAUCGUACUGGAAAUUUACCUUGGUCAUCCCAUAGUUGAACAACAUACUUUUUUGCACAAAACGGUAUGAAAACAAGAGAAUUGACUUCUUAGCACAACAGCCAUAAAAUUUACUUCAGUCCUGGACAUCAUAGAUUUGGGCGAUAUGGCCAAGACAAUUAAUAUAUUCCUAAUGUAGCAAAACGAAUCUCAU
Molecule: messenger RNA, 2249 nt
Organism: Branchiostoma floridae (Florida lancelet)
Lineage: Eukaryota; Metazoa; Chordata; Leptocardii; Amphioxiformes; Branchiostomatidae
Product: protein AMN1 homolog
Exons: 7
Coding region: 24-815 (263 amino acids)
Biological process (GO): SCF-dependent proteasomal ubiquitin-dependent protein catabolic process
Cellular component (GO): SCF ubiquitin ligase complex
Molecular function (GO): protein binding
Source: RefSeq, a predicted model, not a curated record